Aspergillus lentulus is the source of this 1365-nucleotide messenger RNA. Lineage: Eukaryota; Fungi; Ascomycota; Eurotiomycetes; Eurotiales; Aspergillaceae. The record is from RefSeq and is a predicted model, not a curated record.
AUGAACCGCUAUCCGCCCAGCGGACUCUCCAUUCUCAUCGUGGGUGGUGGAAUCGGUGGUCUGACGUUUGCCAUCGAGGCGUAUCGCAAGGGUCAUGAGGUCCGGGUUCUGGAGAAACGGCCAGGUUUUGAAGGUUAUGGGGAUCUACUCUUGAUAGAAUGCAAUGCCCUACAUACCGUCAAGAAAUGGCCUGGUUUCUUCGAGAGAUUGGAGGCCAUAUCUUACAAAACCCAGCGAAACGUGAAGAAGUUCGACGGAACUUGGAUUGGGAGCUGGCCUAUUGGUGAUGGAGAAAAUAAAUCUGCAGCCAUUAACCGUUCCGAGCUUCAUGGUCUGCUUUGGGACUAUGUGCAGGAACUGGGGAUCAAAGUGGACUUCGAUAUAGCGGUGGAUGGAUACUUCGAGAGUGACACGCAUGGAGGCGUCGUUCUACAGGGCGGACAGAAGCUCACGGCAGAUAUCGUUGUCGCGGCUGAUGGUGUUGGAUCGAAGUCAUGGCCUUUGGUCCUGGGGCAAAAGGACAAGCCCAUCAGCUCGGGCUUUGCCUGCUAUAGGGCGACUUUCCCGGCGGGUCCAGCCCUGGAGAAUCCAAUCAUUGCAAAGGAGUUCGAGGGCCAUGUGGAUCGUGCUUCGCUGCACAUCGGUCCUGGAGCACAUAUGGUGGUCGGCAAAACCGAAAGACAGAUAUGCUAUAUAUUGACACAUAGGGACGACCACAAUGCCGAGGAGAAUUGGGAUAAGUUGGUGUCUACCGAUACUGCUCUACAGUGCAUCGCCGGCUGGGAACCCUUCUUAACGGAGCUUGUCAAGGCAACACCAGGUCACCGUUGCACAGACUGGAAGCUGUUGUGGCGCAACCCACAACCCAAGUGGGCUUCGCCUAAUGCUCGUGUUAUCCAGCUUGGAGACGCCGCGCAUUCAUUUCUACCCACUUCGGGGAGCGGAGCGGCAAUGGCCAUGGAGGAUGCGUACUCUCUGGCGACCUGCCUACAGUUAGGCAAGUCCUCAUCCCAGUGCAAGAUAGAAGGCGGCAAUAUGCUUAUGCUACGCAGGUUUGAGCGCGUGUCGUGUGCCCAGAAAAUGGGCUUUCACCACCGAGAAAAGUUCCACAACACAGACUGGGACGAGGUUGCCAGGAAUCCGGAUAUCCUCAGCAAAACUACUGCAAACUGGAUUAUGCGCCACAACCCGGAGCAGUAUGCAUAUGAGAACUACGAUAGCUGUGCUCGUCAUAUUCUGGAAGGCAAAGAUUUCCAGAACACCAAUACCCCGCCGGGCUACAGAUACGAGCCAUGGACUGUCAAGGAGCUUAUGGACGCUUCGGACAGACACGAGCCAGUCGUUGACAGAGGUGACUGGUCUUGA